AUGUUAUGUAUCAACCUCCCCUCCUUUCUUUCUUUAGCUUUCCUAAAAAAAACCUCCCCUCCCACCCCUUUGUGUAAAGACGCCACUAUUUCAAAAAAACUCUCUGUUCAUAUGUAUAUACAUAUCGCUCUUUUCAUUUUUCCCCAUUCCUAUAAAAAGAACCCUGAUUUACACACAUACUUUUUAUUUAUUUAUUUGAGUUGGAGUUUAGGUGAUCUUAUCACACAGCGAUGGGUUACAGCGAUAAAAAGACCAAAAAAACGAGCGAUUACCAAAAGGACUUAA
Messenger RNA from Periconia digitata, 285 nucleotides. The record is from the annotation of a GenBank genome assembly. NCBI's taxonomy places the organism in Eukaryota, Fungi, Ascomycota, Dothideomycetes, Pleosporales, Periconiaceae.